Messenger RNA from Protobothrops mucrosquamatus (brown spotted pit viper), 3083 nucleotides. RefSeq names its product 52 kDa repressor of the inhibitor of the protein kinase-like. The record is from RefSeq and is a predicted model, not a curated record. NCBI's taxonomy places the organism in Eukaryota, Metazoa, Chordata, Lepidosauria, Squamata, Viperidae. The transcript has a single exon. The coding region runs from base 56 to 2224 and encodes 722 amino acids.
UGAGGAAGAAAAUAGCAGUUCCUGUUCAGGCUCAUCAGCGGAAUAUGAAUGCAUCAUGGAUGGUUUGGAAUUUGCUGUUCAUCCUUAUGACAUUGGGUUGUACGUGAACUCACCCACGCCUCUCACAGAUGAUCUGAAGUAUAAUCUUCUUGUGAACACCUUCACACCAGCGCAUGAUUAUAAUUUCAAGGGGGAUUCAACAGGAAUACGCAGUUUCCGUCAUAUAUGGUUAAUCAGAUACUCACCCUGGCUUUGCUACUCAUCCUAUUUGAAAGGACCAUUUUGUAAAUACUGCAUCGUGUUCCCACAGCCUGAUCUUUGUGGGAGACAGGGGGGCUUCAUCAUGGUGCCAUUUGUGAGGUACAAUGAUUUUCACGUCUGUGCAAAAAAACACAUGUCCAGUGCAUGGCACAAGAGUGCCGAAAUCGAUGCAACGAACUUCCUAACCAGCAGGAACGUCUUUGAAACAAACUUUGCUUGCCAGCUUGACAGCAGCAUCAACCGGAUAGUCAAUGAAAAUCGUAAAAAGCUGUACUCGAUCUUGUCAACCAUCGUAUUUUGUGGCACCCACGACAUUCCUUUACACGGGGAGACGAGAAAAACGGGGAACAUGCAAAGUCUCCUGGCGUUUCGCGUUGAAGCGGGAGAUGUGACCCUACGAGAACAUCUAGAAAAUGAGGCUGGCAAUGCUCGGGACGUGUCCUCCCAAAUAGAAAAUGAACUGAUUAAGCUGUGUGUGGAUGCCAUUAGAGAAGAAAUAGUUUCUGCUGCCAAUGGCUCCGCUGGUUUUUCGGUUCUUGUGGGCGAAAGCGCCGAGAUCUCUGGGGAGGACCACUUGUCACUUGGCAUACGUUUUGUGGACAUGACUGGUGCUAAACCACAAGUUCGAGAGGAAUUCCUUGGUUUCGCGGCACUGAAGGGAGCUACCUGCACUGCCGAAAUCAUCAUUGAGGAGUGCACCAAGUAUGGUUUAAAUCUAGAAAAAUUAUGCGGCCAAGGGUAUGACGGAUGUUCUAAAUUGGCCGGGAAAGAGGGCGGUGUGCAAGCUAAAAUAAAGAGUAGGUUCCCCAAAGCUAUUUUUGUUCACUGCGCAGCGCACACACUCAAUCUGGUUGUGAAUGAAUUAAAUGCUGUACCUGAGAUAAGGAAUGCCAUUGGCUCAAUCAAAGCUAUCCUUCAUUUUUUCCAUGGGAAUUCGAGUAGAAGGAACCUUAUUCCAGCUGUUCCGUUGCUGGGUGAACCACUUUGGGCUGCAAAAUACAAGCAUGUCAGAUAUUUUUCUGAGAAUUUUGUACAGAUCUUUGAUGGGUUAAGAAACCUGGCCACUACAGCUUCAGGUCAAACCUGCCAGGAUGCCUACCAGUUGUACUGUGCUUCGGGAACACCUAAUUUCCUCUUUUGCCUUGUUAUCAUGUCGAACUAUUGCAGCGAAUUAGAGCCAGUGGCCCAAGCUCUGCAGACUGGUCAGCUUGAUAUGAUGAAAGUGUACGAACACAUCCAGGAGCUCUUAAGUGUCUUUCGUGGCCACAGAGAAAAAGCAGGGGAGCACUUCAAGGGAAUUCUUUUGGAAGUGCAAGAACUAGCAGACAAAUUGGGCGUUGACUUGCAGGUGCCCAAACAGAGCGAUUUGCCAAAGAACUCAAAUGCCAGUGUGCCAACCAAGGAAGAAUAUUUCCGCCAGUCGCUCUAUAUACCCUACUUGAACUCGGUAAUCUCAUGGCUGGAAAGCCGGUUUGCUCCAGAAAGCAAGGCGGUUUUUGGAAUCUUUUCGCUUCACCCCAAAGAAAUGGCCAAAGCUGGCCUCGAGACCUUGAAAACAGAGAUGGACAAAAUCGGUGAAUUAUAUGAAAUUGAAAAUUUGGAAACUGAAACGGUCACCUGGUUUGAAAAGUGGUUGGGGAAAACGGAAGAAAGGGUUGAAAAUGGGGAGAGCGGACUUCUGGAUUUGCUGCCAUACGUCGACCAAUAUCCUUCGAUUGAACAAGCCAUUUUGAUUGCUCUCACGUUACCACUAACCACCUGCACAAUGGAAAAAUCAUUCAGUACAAUGAGGAGGAUAGAAACGUGGUCGAAGUCAACAGUGGCAGAUCAACGUACGUUUGGACUUUGCAUGAUGAGUGCUCAUCGGGUAAAAAUCAAUGACAAUAAGGACGUAUUACUCCAAAAAGUGAUUGACAGAUUUGGAGAAGAUAACAGACGUUUACAAUUUCUCUUUGAAAAAUAACUGGUUUGACUUAUUUUUUUAAUUAUUUUUAUAAAGAACUUGUAACACUGCAAAAAAAAAAAAAGAACGAGUAAGGAGGAAUACAAAGCAUAAAAAGACUAAAAUGGUAGAAUUACAGAUGGAAAUUCAACAAAUCCAGAGUAUAUUAAAGAUGAAUUAUGUUCCGGUAUAUAAUUAGAGACUUAUGAUAUAAAAUACAUCAUCCAUUUUCUAAGCAUUUAAUGUUUGUAUUGAGGUGUAAACUGAAAAUGCUUGAUUAGUACAGUGUACAUCGUUAGGAAAAACUAUAAACAUUAAGUCCAAAGUUUUCCAUCAAAUAUUAGCAUAUAAAAUGUCUAUAUAAGAAAACCUGAAGUUUCCAAUAAUGUCUACUCAUAAAUUUUCUAAUUUGGGAAUGGAAGUGUUGAUUUAGUGGUAAUUCUAAUUAUGCUGGAUCGAUGCUGGUCUAUAAACAUAACACAUUUUAUUGGAUUGUACUUUUAUGUUCUUAUGUUCUUUUUAAAGUACUAUUGAAAUAAUGUGGUGAAAUUAUAUCCAUGUUUACUGAGAAAUAAGAUCUAUUGAAUUCAAUAGGAUUUAUUUCCAAGUGAUUACAGUAGCUAUCUAAAGGAUUGGACUCUGUCAUGACUUAGUUUGAAUUUUUCCAGUGAGUCUGCUCUAAGGAGAAUGAACUUUGGAUGCAUUUUUAUCGACUGAUAUAAUGUCUGUUUUGCCCUCCCAGAAAAAAAAAAGCAUAUUUUAACUAAAAUAACUGUUAAGAGUAGUGGUCAGUACCUGCUGUACCAUUUGAAAUUGUGUUGUGUCUGUGUCCAUAAGGAUUGUGGUUGACAUUGUUCAAGAUUCUUUUUGAGUACUGGGA